GUUCGCAAGCCAAUUUCACAUCUUAAUUCAUACACUCAAAUUAAUUUAAAUUCAACUUGUCACUAGACGCAAUGAAGCGGGGUCGCAAGCAGGACGAUACUUUGCCUCCUUCUCGUAGCCGCGAGAUCCAGAGGGCAUUUCGCCAAAGGAGGUCGGAUUAUAUUAAAGGGCUCGAGGCAAGAGUUCAUGAACUAGAAAUCGAGGUGGACGAGGUCCUAGCUCGACACAACGAACUGUUGCGCUACACGACUCCUGAGGUUGUCGCCGCUCGCUCGGCUUCGCGCAAGAAGCAGAGAAACAAGUCCAAACAUAGCUUGUCCCAAUUCUUGGACGUGAACCAGCCAGUCGAGGUUUACGCUCACUCCCCAUCAGAUCCUCUGGCACCUUUGCCCGAGAAUUCCAUGGUUCCUCCCUCUUCCGUUGGCUCGAAUCAAAGCAUGGGGUCCGAUAUUUCGCCUGCAACGCCCGCUCAGUAUAUCUUCACAGACAUGAAUGGCGAUCCUCCCAGUGCACAGAAUUUUUCCAAAGGUCCUUUUGCGCCGUUUUCGUUCGCGGGCCAGGUCGAGCACCAACAUCAAUAUGUUUGUCGUGACAACGAUUCUUCAUCGAUUCUGGCACGAAGAAACCAGCGUCUCCUCCAUCUUUGGGACGGGGUUCCCAAGGCCAACGAUCUUUCCGGCGUGUCUGCCGAAUCUCCGGGUCCGCCUAGCUCCCAAUUCUCUCACCCGAUUUCCGCAAGCGAAUAUCGGUGCUCAACCUCCCAGAUUGAAAUGUUGAUGGGGAUAGAGCCGGUGGGCCAAUCACCUGUCGUUUCCUCACAGCUUAUGUCCUCUUUCGAUUUGCAUCACGAAGUCAGAGUUCCGCCUCCAUCUUCUUGUUCCCUUCCAUCCCUGGUAGCGGACUCAUCGGUCCAGCCGGAUCAACUUUCCGUCAUCGGGUUUAACACUUAUACAUCGAAUUCUGAUCCGGAUGCAUCCCCUUACGCAUUCCGGUCUCCUCAUUCACAAAUUUCCGAUCGAAUGAAUCCAUGUUACACUUUCAUGGAUUCUUCUAAUAGUUCCAGUCCCAAUGCUUCGGUGUACCGUCAUGAAAGCCCUCUCGACGUCUUUCACCCAAGACCCUUGUCCAGUCAACACAACCAACCCAAUGGAACAUUAUCAGAUUUGAUUUCUCUUGCCACGACAAAACUGGAUCAUUUCGAACCUCCGAAGGAAUGUAGCUAUCCAACUUCGAACUUGCAGCCAUCCCCACCUCUAGCAGAAAGCCCCGUUUCUCCUGACUCGUUAGAAAAUUCGGAGCUGUCUAAUGACGAUAGAUCAAGCAUUUCACCAGGUGAAAACCCUACCUUCGCUUAGCAGGUGCCAGACUCUUACAAAAGACCUCCUGUAUGAUCCACUUAUAAGUUUCCUGUCCAUGAAGAUUUAACUCAAACUUGCCUUGUACUCUUUAAACAUUUCUACAAAAUUAUGUUUCAAAAGAUUUCCAAUCUCUUAGCAUGUCAUUUCAUCCUUGACUCCUUGACUUGUUGUUUCAUUGUUAUGUGCAAUAUCCAAUAAAAC
Molecule: messenger RNA, 1559 nt
Organism: Puccinia graminis f. sp. tritici CRL 75-36-700-3
Lineage: Eukaryota; Fungi; Basidiomycota; Pucciniomycetes; Pucciniales; Pucciniaceae
Exons: 2
Coding region: 72-1355 (427 amino acids)
Biological process (GO): regulation of DNA-templated transcription
Molecular function (GO): DNA-binding transcription factor activity
Source: RefSeq, a predicted model, not a curated record